Messenger RNA from Corticium candelabrum, 2204 nucleotides. RefSeq names its product exocyst complex component 8-like. The coding region runs from base 11 to 2083 and encodes 690 amino acids. The transcript is spliced from 21 exons. Gene Ontology annotation, cellular component: exocyst. Gene Ontology annotation, biological process: Golgi to plasma membrane transport; exocytosis; intracellular protein localization. Lineage: Eukaryota; Metazoa; Porifera; Homoscleromorpha; Homosclerophorida; Plakinidae. The record is from RefSeq and is a predicted model, not a curated record.
GCAGACCAAAAUGGUAGAAGAUGAGCGAUUUGGUUGUGAAGAUUUUGAUGCAGAUGAAUUCGCAACAGAGUUGGCCUCUCGCAGUGACAGCGAUAUUCAACUUCAGAAGCAACGGCGAGCUAUCCAGAUGCUAAGCGAAGAUACAGCGCAGUCAUUGAAGAGAAAUGUGUACAAAAACUACGCUCAGUUUAUCGAGACAUCUAAAGAAAUCUCGUAUUUAGAGGCAGAAAUGUAUCAGUUGAGUCACUUGCUGACGGAGCAGAAGAACGUUGUUUCUGCAUUUCACAAUAUUUCUCUUUCAGAGCAAGAAUUUGCAUCUGAAGACCAACUAGAAGUAGAAGAGUUAGCUGAUGACAGCAAGAACAUUACAUCAGUGCUAGAGACUGUAGAAGGAUGCUCUCAUAUUACUGAGGUUCCCAAUCGUGCCUGUGUUCAUUCUUCUCACGUUGUUGAGCUAGACACUACAAGCUAUGUUGCAGUCCAGAUGGUUCGAGCAUACUUGCUUAAUGAUAGUCUGUUGAUAGCCUCUUACAUCAAACAUCGACGAGGUCCUGUCAAAUAUAAAUUUCAAGCUUUGCUUGAGUUAGACAGCUUGGCUGUAGUGAAUGUGAAAGACUCUGAAGAUGUUCAAAAUGCGUUCAAGGUGUUAAUGUUUCCAGACAGCUACAUGUUUCAAGCAGAGACAGCUGUUGAGAAAGCUCACUGGCUUGAGCUGAUUGAGAAGACAAAGCAGAGACAUAAAGCACAACGAGAUGCACGAAAGAAAUCAUUAGCCAGCAUUCCUAGCUUCACUACGACAGCAGGCUCAAUAGCGAGAAAAUCGGUGGCUGCUAUAGAAGCUGAGAAGCAUCAGGCUGAAAUGCUGCAGGCAGACUGGCUGAAAGAUGCACCCGAUGAUCUGGAUGUGUCCAUAGCACAAAGAGACUUUGAAAGUGCAAUGGAACUUAUUGAAAAGACGAGAAAGUAUCUUUCAGGUCUCUCAGAAAAUCAUGCUGUAAGAGACCUGAGGAGUCGCAUUGAUCAUCGUGGCAAACAGCUAGCCGAGGUAUUGGUCAAGGAACUACGUGGCUCACCGGUUGGUUCUCUUAGAGGUGGACCUCGAGCUGCACGUCGUGCUGUUGGUUUGUUGAUACGAUUGGGUCGAUCAGCACAGGCUUGUGAUUUAUUUUUGAAAAACAGAAACAAGGUUAUAGUUCACAGCCUUCAACUACUGAAAAUUGAAGGCUCUGUCGUGUUGUACAUUACCAAAUUGGCGGGGGUGUUUUUUGGCGGUCUGCUAGAGAGUGUUCAAGAGUUUCAAAGAGCAUUUAAGGAUGAUGUAAAUAGUUCAUCAGCAUUUGUUGUGUGGGCUGAAGAACAACUGCAAGGUUUUGUUGGCCAGCUAACAAGUCAGUUAGCUAAUAAGAAGGGCCUAUCUACAGUUGCUGAGUGUGUGGAAAUUGCAAAACAGCGUUGUGCUAAGCUGUGUGAUGUGGGUCUGGAUUUUGGUUACACAAUGCACAAGAUGCUGUUGGAGUCUAUUGUCGAAUGCAUCAAUGAAAGCCGGGACCAGUUAGUGGAAGCUAAUCGUCACAGAGCAUCUGAAGAAACAUGGAAACCGGUUAACUAUCGAGAGGAGCCUCGACAAUUGAGUAGUAUCACUUUGGAAAUGGUCAACAUGGGAAUUGACGAUUUUUCCAACUUAGUGUUUGAUGGUGGAAAGGUCGAUUUGAGCAGUACAACAUUGAGUUUUUGCCGUGGUGUCAGUGCUUUUGUUCAAGACGGUCUUAAACUGUACAUUCCUGAACUGUAUGGUGUUCUGAUUGAAAGCAUUGGUAACUUGUUUCAGGAGCAACUAAUAAUAAUAGAAGAGGCACUGAAAACAGAUCAGUACUUGCAGGAACACGAUUUUAUUAAGAAGAAUGCUUCUUUUCUUCUGGAGACAAUACUGCCCAUAAUUGAAGAACGCAUUGAGGAAUCUCUUGGUCGAGUGUCACCUGAAUUAGCAGAGUUGCAUGGAGAACUGGAUGGGUUGAUAGCAAUGUCUGCUUCCAACAAUCUUGGUGAUUCUGAUGAGGACGACUCUGACGAGGAAGUUAUAUGAAACAAGCUAAGUUGUUAUUGUGGCCAGUUUGUAGGAAAGAUGAAUGUUGUAGUUUGGCAUCUGUAUGAUGAUUGUAAAGUUUUGGGCUCUAAAACAAAGAUAGUGAAAUUACGUGAUUGAA